Molecule: messenger RNA, 1428 nt
Organism: Cucumis sativus (cucumber)
Lineage: Eukaryota; Viridiplantae; Streptophyta; Magnoliopsida; Cucurbitales; Cucurbitaceae
Product: cyclin-D3-2
Exons: 4
Coding region: 219-1262 (347 amino acids)
Biological process (GO): regulation of cyclin-dependent protein serine/threonine kinase activity; mitotic cell cycle phase transition
Cellular component (GO): nucleus; cytoplasm; cyclin-dependent protein kinase holoenzyme complex
Molecular function (GO): cyclin-dependent protein serine/threonine kinase regulator activity
Source: RefSeq, a predicted model, not a curated record
GGGGUGUGGGUGUGUAUAUGGCCCACGAGGGUAUUGUACGAGUGUCACGUGUUGAUUGAUUAUAUUGCAUGGCCCAUGAUUUAUGUCUGCUGAUUAUAAGCAGGAGAGACGCUCCCAAUACAGAAGCAUAUGUGUUACGAAUAUCAUCCCCCAAACCCUCCAACUAAUACACCCAAAUUCUCCUAUUCUUCCCAUCUUUUCUACUACGAGCUGAUGAAAUGAGAAACUACAGGAUGGCCAAACCACAUUGUUACCCAUCUUUAUCAAUUUCAACUCACCACAACACUUCCCUUCUUCUUGAUUCCCUCUAUUGCUUCGAAGAUGAGGUUGAAGAUGGCCAUUCCAAUUCCCAACCGAAGUUCCAACCUUUCUCAAUUAAUCUUAACAUCAAUUCCCCAAACUCUGUUUUCUUGUCCGAUUGGGAAGACGAUGAAUUGGUCUCUCUGUUUUCAAAAGAGAACGGAAAUAAGCUUCACAACACUCUCCCACAUAAUCCUUCUCUAGCUGCAGCUCGUUCCAAGGCUGUUCACUGGAUUCUCAAGGUCAAUUCUCAUUACUCUUUCUCUGCACACACCGCCGUUUUGGCCGUUGAUUAUGUCGAUAGGUUUCUUUCCACCCCACAUUUUCAUAUUGAGAAGCCAUGGAUGACCCAUCUCACUGCCAUUGCUUCUUUAUCUCUCGCCGCUAAAGUGGAAGAAACCCAAGUCCCCCUUCUUUUAGACCUCCAGGUGGAGGAAAAUGAGUACUUUUUCGAAGCUAAAACCAUUACAAGAAUGGAAAUUCUUGUUCUCUCUACACUUGUUUGGAGAAUGAAUCCAGUGAACCCACUUUCCUUUCUGGAUUAUAUUGUAAGACGUCUCGGCUUCAAAGACCAACUCUGCUCUCAACUCCUCUGUAAAUGUGAACGAUUACUUCUCUCUGUCAUUAUAGAUUGUAGAUUCGUAUGUUUUCUCCCAUCAGUAUUAGCAACCGCUAUUAUUUUCCAAGUUAUCAACGACAUAGAACCCCAUCUCGCCACAAAAUACCACAAUCAGCUCAUGGGUUUUCUUCAAAUCGACAAGGAUAAAAUGGAGGAAUGCUCACGAUUCAUCUUAGAAGCUUCAUGGAAAGGACAGAGAAAGGAAUGGAAGAAUAAUAAACAAAGAUUUGGGUUAGUCGACAUGUCAUGCAGCUCAAAUGGUGGGAAUAGGAAUGUGGACACUAUGGUAUCGUCGCCGGAGACAGCAUCUAAGAAGAGAAAAAUUGAUGAACAACAUCCGUAGAGGCUGAGGGUGCAGAAUUUUCAGUAGAAUUAGUUGGAAAUGUUUGAGAUCAUUUAAUUAAGGCUAUAGCUAUUUUGUACUUUUUUGUUUAUUUGGUACACCAAAAGUGUACGUUCAAUAAUUAAUAUAUAAUUUCUUAUAUCAUCAAGUCAAAUUGUCGCAUUAA